Molecule: messenger RNA, 940 nt
Organism: Falco peregrinus (peregrine falcon)
Lineage: Eukaryota; Metazoa; Chordata; Aves; Falconiformes; Falconidae
Gene: C8G
Product: complement C8 gamma chain
Exons: 7
Coding region: 34-669 (211 amino acids)
Biological process (GO): complement activation
Cellular component (GO): membrane attack complex
Source: RefSeq, a predicted model, not a curated record
CUGCCCCCACCGCUUCCCGGCAGCGGGCCCAGCAUGGCGGGCCUGGGCAGCCUCCUGCUGCUCGGCCUGCUUCUCGCUGCCCCGCCGGGGCCGGCGCUGGGGCUGGGGCUGGGGCCCGGGCGGCGGCAGCGGCCACCCCCUCCCCAGAGCCCACUGGAGAAGGUGGCGGCUCAGGAGAAUCUCAGCCUCCCCCAGCUUGCAGGGAGGUGGUUCCUGGUUGGCAUGGCCUCCCGCUGCAGCUACCUGGCAGAGCACAGCCACAGGCUCGAGGCCACGGCGGUGACGGUGACCAUCCUGGAUGGGCAGAGCCUGGCCAUCAGCACCUUCAGGAAGCUAGACGGGAUGUGCUGGGAAAUCAGGCAGCGCUAUCUCCCUGCCCAGGCCCAUGGACGCUUCCUCCUGAAAGGUCGUGGGUAUGGCAGCAAAGUGGACGUAGUGGUGGGUGAGACAGACCACAGCAGCUACGCUAUCCUCUAUUACCAGAAGGGCCGAAGCAUCUCUGUCAAACUCUAUGGACGGACCAGCCGGGUCAGUGACACUGUUGCGGACAAGUUUGAGCAGCAUGUCAGAGCUGUGGGCCUGAGCGAAGAUGUGACCUACUACUUCCCCACAUACGGGUUUUGCGACUCUGCAGACGAGUUUCACACCCUUGAUGAAACGAAGCCAUAGGUGUAGACGCUGUUGCUAGGAGGUCCCCAGAGCUCAGCCUUCACCUCAUCCAGCCAUCCAUGGUCAUGCAGGACUGAUCCAGGGUUUGGUCAGACCCUGCAGCUGCUCUACAGCUCUGGAGCCAGCCCUGGGGCUCUCUGGCUCCUCCAGCUGCACUGGCAGCCAUGCCUGUCCUUGUCCUGUCCCCCCACAGCUUUGUGCCACCCCUCUGCCCUGCACCCCAGUGCCCUGCAGCAGCCAGCAACACCCCAAUAAAUGCCUCAGAGAAAAA